Molecule: messenger RNA, 3573 nt
Organism: Uncinocarpus reesii 1704
Lineage: Eukaryota; Fungi; Ascomycota; Eurotiomycetes; Onygenales; Onygenaceae
Exons: 4
Coding region: 1-3573 (1190 amino acids)
Biological process (GO): telomere maintenance
Cellular component (GO): chromosome, telomeric region
Molecular function (GO): DNA binding
Source: RefSeq, a predicted model, not a curated record
AUGGAACAGUUAUUGCUGUCGUCGCUGCUGACGCCAAUAGCCAGCCUCUCACCAAAUAUCGAGCACCUCGAACGACGGUAUGUCCGCGCAGUCGUGAUACUGUUAUGGCCGUAUUCCUCAUCGACGAAACAAUGUGGACUACUGCUUUCAGAGCCGGACUUUCGGUUACGCGGGUUAAAAGGCCAAAUCAAAGCUAUUUUUCAUAAUGGGGCAGCCGAGGCGGUCGCAAGAUCUAAAAUUGCGAUCGGUGAUAUCAUUUGCUUGAGCCUAGAUCGCACCGCAUGGAAAGCCUCUGAUAAUGGACGCUCGGACCCGGUGCAUGGAACUGAAUGGGAUAUUGAGUUUAGUGAUCGUGUCUUGCUUGAGGUUUAUCGAGAAUCGAAACACUUCGACACGGUUGACUUUACAUCCAUAACAAUUGAACCCUUAGACGGGACUUUGCAUAAGGCAACCUCUCAAUCGCUCUUUCCAGUGCCCCGCUCACCCUCGCCGUUGAAUGAAAACGGGCAUAUUUGGUCCUCGCCAGCUUUUGCCCGCUCGCUCCCGACCUCGAUGAUCACUGAUGGAGUUGAAGAGGACGGCUUUAUGCUAGGGAGAGGCAGGAAGCGCACGAAGUUUGGCCGGCUUAGCAGUGAAUGGGUUUUCCUGGAUUCACCCCCUAGUCCAAUUGAAAUUGAUACCGGAUCGCUCGAGGACGGUGUAUCUGAAGAUUCAAACGCUGAAGACCAUGUUUCUACUGAUAUGCCCUCCCCACCAGUGGUCACUGGCACGAAUAACCUUGCGGUUAACCAACAGGCCCAGGAGGAAGGAUUACAUCCAACUCCAAAUCCAAGCAGCUCACCCAACUUUAUGGCUACAGUGAGCCCUAGAUCUCACGAUGGAGUUACUCAUGUUGAUGAAAUAGCAACUUCAUCCGUAACGCCAAGUUUGAGUACAUUGGACAGCGCUUCGUCCUUUGUUAACGCGCGCCGGACCGCAUCAGAACCCGAACCCGCGCAUGAGAUUGUCCCUACAAUAAGUAAGGCCAGCAAAGACCAACCCACAGAACAUACACAAGCGGUCAUCUCGCGUGAUAUGCUACCCGAGAACUCCGACAUUGGGCGAAUUGAGAAAUCCCAGCAGUCUAUCUUAGACUAUCAGGAAAGUAUUUCGAGAUCACCGGUGCUUUCUAUUCACCCCCCUUAUGAAGUUACGAUAUCUAACGAAGGAAUUUUUACCGGCGGUAAUGAUAGUACGCCUUCCCCUGGAGCCUCAGAGGAUGUUGAAGAAUACAUCAGAAGUCCGUCUAUCCCCGUUGGAGACUCGGAAUCCGGUCACAGUCAAUACUGGUCGGAACCUGCAGCUGAGGCAACUAUGGAAAGAGACCUUGGGGAAACCGUGAGAUUGGAGUCGGCGUGGGCAGAAAGCUGGGAUGAUGAAUCGGAGGUUCCUACCAACGAGGAGAUAGAAUCCGUCUCAUCCCGAUUGUUAUCAAAUGACGAGGUCGAGCGACAUUCUGAGAAUGAUUUCGGAACGUCGAUUAUCCAUGAUGACUUUAAGCAUGAAAUGCCCACCGGCACUUUCAACGGCACACCCUACCCCCAAGAGGUUAUUGUUUUGGAUAGCGACGAUUCCGAAUCGGAUGCCAGUCAUUCAGACGUUACCCCAUCGAAUGCUCCCCAAGAUGGGAUUGGAGAUCGAUUUCCAGAGGAAAGUGCUAGUAGGGACUCGUUUGUCUCAACUACUGAUGUCGAAUCCGAACCUCAUCAGAGAGCUUUUUCAGUGGUAUCUAUGUCACAGGAAAAGGGGGAUUCAGAUUCAGAACCAGAUGCGCAGGAGGGGCAGAAUUUUAUAAGAACCAAUGAAAUCCAACGCUGGAGCCGCUCUGCUUCAUCAGCUAGCGAAUCUGUGGGCGAUAUUGGGGAAUCUAGCCUCCUUGGAACGGAUUCUGAGAUUAGCCCUGAAUCGAAGGAUCCGGUGUCGCAUGCUGAUAGCAGUUUUGCUAUCGAUCCUGCAUUGUUCCUGGAUGGGGCUGGUGCUGACCUACCCCUUGAACGACCAAUCUAUGGCAAUAUUCAAACUCUAACUCCAAGAGAUACCCAGGAGACAUGUACUUCGCAUUAUCAACCACCAGUGCCUACUGCGCGAGCUUCUCAUGUCAUGCCGACCCCCGAAAUCUCACAAGAGACCCAAAUUUCGAGACCUUCAUUUUCAUCGCUUUAUGGUACGGAGACCGAGCCAACGUUCAAUUCGGUUUUGGAGGGCUCUUUGGAGGGAAUUCGCCCAAACAUAGCCGAAAUCCAGGAUAAUGCAUUACAAUCCCCAAACCGGGCCAUUCGGAAAGGCGCCGCAUUGCUGGAAAGAGACUCUCUGUUUGACGACGAUGCACCACCCAAGGGUACAGAUGCUGAAGAUGCGAGUCACCGUAAGGCUUCCACGCAGGAUCGUUCCCUCGAGCCCUCGUCUGUCGUAUCUAGCCCAAUCGCAGACACGCCCAUCCAACACCACGGCCAUCCCAGUGGUCACACGUCGGGGUUUCGCACAAAACUAUCAUAUUUUUGCCCGCUGUCGCUCCUUGCUGGAAAUUUCCACCAACCUACCGAUACUAUAUCUGCCAUCUUUUCAGUAUCGCCCGUUUCGAAAGCAAGGGGCGUUCCAUCUAAUCAUUUUAUUACGUUACACAUUACAGACUCGUCCAUGGCCGGAGAUCUUGUUUGUGCACAAGUAUUUUGCAAAUCUAAAACCCAGUUACCCGUUUGCACUCAGGGCGACAUCAUUCUGUUAAGAAAUUUCAAAGUUCAGAGCAUCGAUCAUAAAAUGAUGUUGAACAGCAUGGACGACAGUUCUUGGGCAGUCUUCGUCCAGGGAGCGGUUGAAAACGUGCAGAUGAAUGGGGCGCCCGUCGAGUUUGCCGAAGAAGAGCGUGCUUAUGUGGCUGGUCUGCGCCAGUGGUAUUUGGAUAGUGGUGCGGCCUUGGUUGCGAAGAAAAUGCCGCGAUCAGGAGAUAGCAGAAGCGUGGAGACAAGCAGCAGCAUCGCACCUAGUGAGAGCGGUAGCACAUCAAGCCGAGGCCGAGGGGAUAUAUUCAAAAAGUACCGCCGAAAGAGAAAAUCUACUCCUCGACUCACUGUGCAUGAAUUGAGAGGCGGGAGGCGGUAUUUGGAUGUUGGGUCGCCGUCUGAUAAAGAGAGCAUACAUGAGCUGAGAGAUGGCACGGCAGUCCUGGAUACCUUGGCACAGCACUCCGACGAUACUAAUUACGGACUUGAACUGGCCCAACAGUCCAUAAUAUAUUGGUCUCAUGAAGCCAACCAAGAAUUCAAUAUCCGAAAUGAGAAAGUCGUCAGCAUUAUGAUUGAUCAUAAGAAAAACACAUUCGACGAAAACGAAGCAAAACCCCAAAAAGAUCGCGGUCAGACUUUGCCAUGCCUCUCCUCAAGCUCGACCAGCAACAUGCCCCUCAAGUCAACGCAAGACCGGAGCAAGAGUGUACAUGCGGUUGAGCACAUUGGUUUACCAGAGCUGUUAUCAUUCUUCAUCCCGACCCAGUACCUCCGCCACAUGACCCAACCGUCGAGCAGCGAAGGGAGGUAA